Messenger RNA from Penicillium subrubescens, 4953 nucleotides. RefSeq names its product glycosyl hydrolase family protein. The record is from RefSeq and is a predicted model, not a curated record. Gene Ontology annotation, biological process: sucrose catabolic process. The transcript is spliced from 2 exons. The coding region runs from base 1 to 4953 and encodes 1650 amino acids. Gene Ontology annotation, molecular function: sucrose alpha-glucosidase activity. Lineage: Eukaryota; Fungi; Ascomycota; Eurotiomycetes; Eurotiales; Aspergillaceae.
AUGGCUUCUCGGCUUGUGACAGCCUUGACUCUGGGUCUUCAUUUUUUCCAAGCAGCAUUUGCUCAAACCUACGAUGAGCUCUACCGCCCUCAGUAUCACUUUACCCCCCCUGUGAACUGGAUGAAUGAUCCCAACGGACUUUUAUAUCACAAUGGCCUCUAUCAUCUGUACUAUCAAUACAACCCAGGAGGGAACACCUGGGGAGCUAUGUCUUGGGGCCAUGCCACUAGCACUGAUCUGACUCACUGGAAUCACCAGCCUAUUGCCCUCCUCGCUCGUGGCUACCCAGGUGAUAUCACUGAGAUGUUCUUCUCUGGUUCUGCUGUCGCCGAUACUCAGAACACGAGUGGAUUUGGUACUAGUGGAAAGGUGCCAUUUGUUGCGAUGUAUACUUCUUAUUACCCUGCAUCCCAGAACCUCCCCAGUGGGAAGUUAGUCAACGGGGGCCAGCAAGCGCAGUCAAUUGCCUACAGUUUGGACGAAGGCAUGACAUGGACAACCUACGACGCCGCCAAUCCUGUCAUUCUCAAUCCCCCUACGCCAUAUACAGACCAAUGGCGGGACUUCCGAGAUCCAUUCCUGUUCUGGCACGAAGCCAGCCAGAAGUGGAUCUCUGUGGUUUCACUGGCCCAACUCCACAAAUUACUUAUUUACACCUCCCCGAAUCUUAAGGAUUGGACUUAUGCAAGCGAAUUUGGACCUUGGAAUGCAGUCGGGGGUGUUUGGGAGUGUCCUAGCCUCUUUCCACUUGCUGUUGACGGAGAUGACGCCAAUACAAAAUGGAUUAUGCAAAUCGGGCUGAACCCUGGCGGGCCCCCUGGAGUGACUGGCUCAGGAACGCAGUAUAUUGUGGGAACCUUUGAUGGAACAAAAUUUGUUGCGGAUCCCAACUCUCCACUUUCGGCACAUACAUCCACCAGUACCACUACCUCAGCAUCCGUCACUACCUCAGCAUCCAUCACUACCUCAGCAUCCAUCACUACCUCAGCAUCCAUCACUACCUCAGCAUCCAUCACUACCUCAGCAUCCAUCACUACCUCAGCAUCCAUCACUACCUCAGCAUCCAUCACUACCUCAGCAUCCAUCACUACCUCAGCAUCCAUCACUACCUCAGCAUCCAUCACUACCUCAGCAUCCAUCACUACCUCAGCAUCCAUCACUACCUCAGCAUCCAUCACUCCCACAACCACAAAAGCAACUGCGACUGCUACUGCAACUGGAGACAUCAUCUUUCAGGAUUUUGAAGGCGCCGGUGACUUCGCCUCUCGUGGCUGGGUUGCCACCGGGGGUUUGCUUGGGGCUGCUCCAGCUAAAGGGACUCUUGCGGGACAGCAAACCGUCACUGGAUACGCUGGAAGUCAGCUGGUCAAUACCUUCCUAAGCGGAGACUCUACAACUGGCACGCUCACAUCCCCGGCUUUCACUAUAUCACUUCCAUAUGUCAAUUUCCUAAUUGGCGGCGGGAAUGCUCCAGGGACGGAAUGCAUCAACCUGAAGGUGCAAGGCCAAGUUGUCCGGACGGCGACAGGCGCGAACGUGGAACAACUCGCACCAACAACCUGGAAUGUCACGGACCUGAUGGGUCAAACCGCCGUGCUUGAGAUCGUGGAUCAGCAAACAGGUGGCUGGGGACAUAUAUUGAUUGAUCAGAUUACCUUAACAGGUAAUCCAGCUGGAGACAUAGUCUUUCAAGAUUUUGAAGGCGCCGGUAACUUCGCCUCUCGUGGCUGGGUUGCCACCGGGGGUUUGCUUGGGGCUGCUCCAGCUAAAGGGACUCUUGCGGGACAGCAAACCGUCACUGGAUAUGCUGGAAGUCAGCUGGUCAAUACCUUCCUAAGCGGAGACUCUACAACUGGCACUCUCACAUCCCCGGCUUUCACUAUAUCACUUCCAUAUGUCAAUUUCCUAAUUGGCGGCGGGAAUGCUCCAGGGACGGAAUGCAUCAACCUGAAGGUGCAAGGCCAGGCUGUCCGGACGGCGACAGGCGCGAACGUGGAACAACUCGCACCAACAACCUGGAAUGUCACGGACCUGAUGGGUCAAACCGCUGUGCUUGAGAUCGUGGAUCAGCAAACAGGUGGCUGGGGACACAUAUUGAUUGAUCAGAUUACCUUCACCGGCAGUACCAGCACCAACAACCUCCACAAACGCAGCGUUUCUAGCGUUACUUGGGAUUUCAAUGGUACUAGCACUUUUGCAGACUAUGGCUGGACUCCGUCUGGAGAUUUUGUUGGAAAAGGGCCAGCCCAGGGCACACUUGCGGGACAACAGGUUGUGACUGGGAAUAUGGGAAACUUCGUCAACACAUUUUUGAGCGGAGAUGGUACCACUGGAACACUCACGUCCCCCGCCUUCACCAUAACUCAGAAGAAGAUUAACUUUCUCAUCGGUGGAGGCAAUUCUCCGGGCAUGGAAUGCAUCAAUCUCAAGAUCCAAGGCCAGGUUGUACGAACGGCUACAGGCGCUAAUGCAGAACAACUCGUACCAACCACCUGGGAUGUCACCGACCUGAUAGGCCAGUCUGCGGUCAUCGAGAUUGUUGAUCUCAGUACGACCGGCUGGGGGCACAUUCUGAUCGAUGAGAUUUCCUUCUCAAACAUAUCAAUUGUGCCAUAUGGGCCCAACUGGUUGGACUAUGGGCCGGACUUCUACGCUGCAACAACAUUCAAUGGAUUAUCAUCCACAAAUCGAAUCGAUAUUGCGUGGAUGAACAAUUGGCAAUACGCUAGCGCAAUCCCUACUUCUCCAUGGCGCAGCAUGCUUUCAGUUGCCCGGAAGCUUUCACUCAAGACGAUCGACGACAGGCCAAGACUGAUCCAGCAACCUGAGGCAAACUGGACGAGUCUACAGACAACAACGUAUUCUACCAGCUUUGAUACAGUUGCUGAAGGGAAUCAGCUCGUACAACUCUCCGGAAAAUUGCUUGACAUCACAGUGGCCUUUUCAGACAGAGUUGCAGCGUCGUCCUCAUCGCAAUUCGGCAUAAUUCUCAGAGCAACCUCUGACCUAGCACAGCAAACACGGAUUGGCUAUGAUUUUAGCACAAAGAGGCUUUUUGUUGAUCGAACGAAAUCUGGAAAUGUUGGCUUCGACGGGACUUUUCCCAGCACCUAUUUUGCUCCUUUGGCACCCUCCGGUGAUGGCCGAGUCACAAUGCGCAUUCUUCUUGACAGGUCCUCCGUUGAAGUCUUUGGAGGCCAGGGCGAGGUCACAAUAUCCGCUCAAAUCUUUCCGCAGGACAAUGGUGUUGAUGUCCGGCUUUUCUCCGGAGGCGGGAGUACAAAUGCUAUCACGAUUGAUGCAAUUGUGCUUGAUUCAGUUUAUGAUUCAUCCACCCCAAGUGCUUCUCUCAGUACGAGCUCAACCUCCAUCGGUACUGUCACCACCACCUUCAGUAACACCGUGACUACCUCUGUCGGUAACACCCUGACCACCAGUACAAGAACCGUCACUAGCGCUAGCCCUACGUCUACAGCGCCCUAUGAUUUUCGUCCUGUUUUUCAUUUUGUGCCAGAAGAGAACUGGAUGAAUGAGCCUAACGGACUGAUCAAAAUCGACUCUACCUGGCACCUUUUCUUUCAACACAACCCAACUGGAAACUUUUGGGGCAACUUAAGUUGGGGUCAUGCUACUAGCAUUGACCUUGUGUCCUGGGAUUAUAAACCGGUUGCGAUUUCAAGCGCAGAUGGGAUUCAGGCUUUCACAGGAACCUCAUACUUUGAUGCGAUGAAUCUCUCGGGGCUUGGGACAUCAUCAAACCAGCCGUACCUUGCCUUUUAUACUGGCUACGCACCUUCAAGUGGCAUACAGGAUCAAAGGCUUGCGUAUAGCUUGGACCAGGGAGCGACAUGGAUGAAAUACCAGGGUAAUCCAAUUAUAUCCCAAAGCCAAGAAGCGCCACACGACAUAACCCAGGGUUUGGAGAUACGUGAUCCAAAGGUGUUCUACCACAGUCCGACGAGCAGAUGGGUUAUGAUCCUGGCGCACGGAGGACAAAACAAACUAACAUUCUGGACGUCUACCGAUGCAAAGAACUGGACCUGGAGAAGUAAUUUCGCUGCAAGCAAUAUUCUUGGAUUCCCUAGUGGGGUCAACGGUUGGGAAGUGCCAGACUUUUUCGAACUUCGGAUUCAAGGUACUACGCAAUAUAAAUGGGUGUUGAUUGUGACCCCCGCCGCUGGAUCGCCUGCUGGUGGUAAUGGGGUCUUUGCACUCACCGGAUCUUUCGACGGCGAGGUAUUUACAGCAGACGCGGUUGACCCUACCACUCUAUGGCUCGAUUAUGGUCGCGAUUGGGAUGGGGUAAUGAGUUGGGAAAACGUGCCUGCUUCGGACGGGCGCAGGGUUCUUGCUGCAGUAAUGAACAGUUAUGGUGGCAACCCCCCAACUAAUACGUGGAAGGGAAUGCUUUCAUUCCCUCGUACUCUGGAACUCAAGCAACUUAAUGGCAAACUCCGAUUCCUCCAAUUGCCCGUGAGCGAACUAGACGCGGUCGGUGCUUCAGUUGCGACUAUCACGAAUCAGACUCUUGCACCUGGACAAACAUUGCUCUCUAACAUCCAUUCCCGGUCAUUGGACAUCCUUAUUACGUUUGUUCCAGCCCAGGGCUCUACACUGUCUCUCUCCGUUCGGAAGGGAGGGUCUCAACAAACCGUGAUUGAAUAUGUCCAGUCCAACAACCAACUUUCGGUCGAUCGCAAUGAAAGUGGAAACACCUCAUACGAUCCUGCAGCUGGCGGUGUCCACAGCGCCGCUCUCCACGCUGAUGAGAAUGGGAAGGUGCAAUUGCGAGUAUUGGUUGAUGAAUGCUCCAUUGAGGUCUAUGGCGGGCAAGGGGAGGCGGUGAUCUCUGAUUUGAUAUUCCCCGAUUUUUCCUCGGAUGGCCUGGCUUUGUCCACUAGUCAAGGGAACGUGGUAUUGGAAUCAGUCGACGUGCGGUCGAUUUUGCUCUGA